AUUAUUAUUAUUGUUUUUUUUUUUAUUGCUAAUGAAUUUGGGAUUUCACUACAAGACAUGGCCUGGACUAGUGGGACUCAGCAUGGCUAUGUAGUGAACACUAUAGAGGUUGGUAAUGAAAUACAAAGAACACAAUAACUAGAUGCAUGUUUAGAGUUUUAUGUCAAACGUUGAAUGUCCUGCAGCCCGUGUGGAUUGCUCCUCUGACUCGAUGAACAUUGCCAUCCGUAAAUCCUACCUGGACUCACUGGGCUUCAGCUGGUACGACCUUUAUCUUGAUGACCAUCGCUGCAGAGCUUCAACUGACAACUACUAUGUCACCUUCAACUUCCGUCUCCAUAGCUGCAGCACCGGGAGAACGACUGAGAACGGACGUAUUAUCUACACCAAUAAUGUGCGAGCAGCUCAGUCAACGUCGGGUGAGAUCACCCGAAAUGAUACAGCUUUCCCGUUGGUUGUGAGAUGUGUGAUGGAGCGUAAUUCUUCAGUCAGGAUUCUUUAUGAGGCCAAAGAGAUUACAAAUGCAGCUAUCACUGGAACGGGUCGGUUCAACACCACCAUGGCCUUUUACCCAUCCAGCAGCUUUUACUACCCCAUCACCGAUUCCCCGUACCGAGUGAACCUCAAUCAGCAACUGUACGUGCAGGUGCAGCUAACUCCAGCCGAACCAAACCUCCACCUGUUCAUGGACUCCUGUGUGGCCUCGCCAAACCACGACUACAGCAGCCGCACCUAUGACCUUAUACGCAAUGGCUGUCGGAGAGACAACACGGUAAACAUAUACAGAAAUGGAAAUCGUUACUUCGCUCAGUUCAGCUUCAGCGCAUUCAAGUUCCUGCGCACACACAACCAGGUGUUCCUCAAGUGUGAUGUCAUUAUCUGCCCUGACAACGACUACAACUCACGAUGUCGCCAAGGAUGCCUCAAUCGCGGGAAACGAAGCACUAGCUCUGAUCACCACACUGAGGUUCUUACCCUUGGGCCAAUCACACUCUAAGGUCCAGAGGAGGCUGAGGCCAAGACGGAGGACAAGGAGUGAACUCACACUGACUGAUUAAUUAAUCACUUAAAUAUAGUUAACACUGAAUAAAUUUGCUAAUAGAUUGUUGAGCAAUCUCUCUUUCUUAAAUACUCACCUGUUGAUUUUUGGGGGGAGAUUUAAACUGUGUUUUUGACCCAAAUUUAGAACCGUCUAAUCCCCGUAAUCUGAAUCAAUCUGCUAUGUCUAAAACAUUUUCUGAUUUUAUGUGUGAGAACGGUUUUUUGAUCCGUGAAGAUUCCGUAACCCCUCUCUAAAAAAGUUUUCUUUCUUCUCCCAGGUGCAUCGUUCCUAUUCGAGGAUUGAUUAUUUUUUAUAAACUUAUCCCAUCGCCUUGGAGAUUUAAUUCUCUUCUUUUGGCAGACACAGACACUUCCUACUUAAAUUUUUGUGCCUGUGGUUGGGUUUUAAAAUAUCUAUAUAACCAGCGAUAGUUAUUGGAUAGCCAUGAUGAGCCGGUGGGAGGGGUUUUUCCGGUGAUUGUACUUUUUAAUUUUGUUUUCCUUUGUUUGCAUAAAAAGAAAAAAAACUGUGAAAUAAUUUAUUACAAUGCUGAUCUAAAAUAUAAUAAUUACAAGACAGCAUAGGAUGAGGUAAAACUAGAACUAGCUAAAAUACAGUAGUGGCAAUUGUGAAAGUAGACAAAACAUGUCAAUGCUUUGAAGGAUGUGAAUUGGAACAGAAUAAUGUUAUUCAAUUGCGAAUCUGUUUUUAGAGGAUUUAAACCUAACAUGGUGAACAAAUUAUAUUAUACGAUUCAGGCAAUUUGACUGGGGUUAUCUCAUAUAGUGUGGCAAGUAAUAAUCUGGAAAGACCUUUGAAAUAUCACAGUCUAAAACUGGAUUUAAAGAGAAGCAAAUCAGUAAAUGAAUCACAUGUAAAUGAAUCACAUGAAAAUGAAUCACAUGUAAAUGAAUAAAUAAAUAUGGGAAGAAAAAAAAAACACUGAAUAAUUUCACUAACCUUCCUCUAUUAAAGCAUUAUCUAAAGGCAAGCUGGUGUGGUGUCAUUGGUGUUAUGAUAAGAAAAUAAUUAUAUCUGUUAAAAUCUGAAGAACUUGUGUGUAUAUAUAUAUUGUGAGGAAUUAGCCCGGGGAAGGGCAGCGUACAGACCCACAGGAGACAGAAGGAUGUUUGCAAGCGGUGGUUUAUUGUGGCUAGGGUGAGGUGAAUGGGUUAUAAGUGGAUGAGUGCGGGGUUUUGUGGAGGCGUGACGGCCGGCGGAGUCUACUCGUGGCGGAGGCGGGAUUCCCGAGGCGGGGCGGGGGUUUUCCCGGGCCGGCGUCCUCCGUGUGUGCGACUCUCACUAUCCAGCGGUCUCGUCCGCGCUUGUGCCUCCUGGAGAGAGGGAGAGAGAGAGAGAGAGAGAGAGAGAGAGAGAGAUUAGCGUGGGGCGUGAGAGAGAGAGAUUAGCGUGGGGCGUGAGAGAGAGAGAGAUUAGCGUGGGGCGUGAGAGAGAGAGAGAGAGAGAGAGA
Ictalurus punctatus (channel catfish) is the source of this 2513-nucleotide messenger RNA. Its product is annotated as CUB and zona pellucida-like domain-containing protein 1. The transcript is spliced from 7 exons. Lineage: Eukaryota; Metazoa; Chordata; Actinopteri; Siluriformes; Ictaluridae. Gene Ontology annotation, cellular component: cell surface. The record is from RefSeq and is a predicted model, not a curated record. The coding region runs from base 161 to 997 and encodes 278 amino acids.